AUGAUAGAAAUAUUCUGGUACAAAGUAGAUCCCCAGAAAGACUCACCAUUGAAGCUUCCGUGUACCCUACUUAAUUGGCGUGGAGGCAUACAAGAAGAAACAGAAAAAAGUAAACUGGAUCUAUUGCAGAAGAUGUCAGAUGUGUUGGUAGUCUUCGUGUCAAAAGAUUUUUCGGAGAAACCCGAAACACGAGAUUUCCUUAAAGUAAAGGGAAUGAAGCCCAUUGUUGUUAUAUCCGAUCCAGAUGACAAAACAUACGUACAAUUAAAGUCCCCCAAAAAAUGCACCUAUAGUACAAUACCAAUAUCAAAUCUUGAAAAGAAAUUAUCAGAGUCCAUAGAAAAGCAUCUCUCUGGGAGGAAACUGCAUAGCCUUGACAAAUAUUUUGCAAAAUAUCCAAGUCCACAUGUUGAUGAACAAUGUGAAGAAUGUAAAACAGGGAAAAAGAUUGCCAUGAUGAUCAUUGAUCGAAUUCCGAAACACGAAAAUGGCAUGAUUUGUAAAGCAAACAUAAUCCCACUUCAAGGAGAAAAGCUCUGGAUGACAUGGAGUAAAAUUGAAAAAAAAAACAGAAAAAAAGGACAAGAUGACUUUAAUGCAGCCGAACCUCUCAUGCAUUCCAUGCAAACUGUACGUAUGGAGCAGAUUAAGGCUUGUAAUGAAGCAUCAGAAGUAGUAGCAAUGUUUGUAAAAGCUUUACUAAUGUUAUCUGACAGUGAUGAUACCCUUCUAUAUUUUGUAUUCUGGUUUAAACAGGAGUUAGAAGAAGCAUCACGUCAUAUUGUGCAAAAAUGUCAGAAAAAAGGUAUGAAAGUGCGCUCUGAUCUAAGAGCAAAUAAAUCACAUGAGAGAAAUUUGGAUGGCUUGCUUAGCAUCGAGCAUUUUCUGAGAGAAAUUGGACAAAUAUACGAAGCCUUCCUUUCUAAAAAAGCUGAAGUGGAAUUAAAGUACGAAACAGAGACAAUUCUGCUCAAGUUACCAGGUGUUGUUGCAAAGCUGUCUUAUUUAGGUCAACCAUUGGAAAUAAUGGACGGUGACGCUGGCAACGUUCCUCUUCUUUGGCUAAAGGAAGUAUUCGCUGAAAUGAGUAACAUUACAAACAAUGAAAAAAUCGCAUCAAUAUCUGUAAUUGGUGUGCAGAGUUCCGGAAAAUCAACAUUGUUGAAUACAAUGUUUGGAAUUCAGUAUCCUGUAAGUGCUGGUAGGUGUACUAGGGGCAUAUUUGCUCAAUUUAUUCCUGUCUGUAGAAAAACAAGUAAGUUCGGAUACGUAAUGGUCCUUGAUACUGAAGGGCUUCGUGCAUCAGAAAAAAUAGACGAAUCAAUAAACAGCGAUAACGAAAUUGCAGCUUUUACUGUUGGACUUUCUGACGUUUCAAUUAUAAAUAUAAAAGGGGAGUCCGAAGCAGAUAUGCGUGAUAUUUUACAAAUUGUCGUUCAUGCAUUGAUGAGGCUCAAAAAGACAGAAUCAGGUCCUGAGUAUACACAAAGCGGAAUUUUCGUUCAUCAAAAUGUAUCUGGUAUUAACAUACAUGAUAAAACAGCUGCAGGGAAUGCAGCAUUUAUGCGGCAUUUAGAUAAAAUGGCUGAAAUCGCUGCGCAAGAAGAGCAAAUACCAAACGUGAAUACCUUCACAUCAGUUGUAGACCUAAAUCCCGAAAUUGACAGAAUAUAUGUACCAAACCUUCUGAAAAACGAUGCAUCAGUGACAGCAUCUGUCUCAAAGGGAUAUUGCAGGUCUAUAGAGGACACUAAAGCUCGAAUAUUUGCUAAACUCAAAGAAAACAGGGACGUAUUCUGCAAUGCAAAAGAAAAAUAUUUAAAUAUUCGAACUUUGUGGAAGGGGAUACAGGCGGAGACAUUCAUAUUUAGCUUUCGAAAUUGCCAAGAAGCUAUCGCUAGUAGAAUAUUGGAAAGAGAAUUUAAGAAAAUAGCGUGGCAUUUUGAAGAAAAGAAGAUGGGUUGGUGGAACAAAAAUGAUAAAAAAUUAUUAGAGGCAGAAUUGGACAAUGUAGAAAACUGUGCUGAGAAAUUAAAAGAAGAUUUCUGGGAAAUGUUACGUAUGGAAAACGAAAAUGCCAAAUCUGAAAUGGAUCAAUUCAUUACCAACCAUCAAUAUGUAAAAUUUAUGGAACAUCGACGACAACGAACAUUAGAAAACUUUAUGUCUUUAUGCAAUGGUCUGAAAUGUAUAAUUGACCGAAAAAUAAAUGUAGAAAAGGCACAGCGAUUAGAGUUCUUAAAGCAAUAUCACAGAAUGAUAACAGAACAAUCGAAAAUAAAGGAAGAAGCGACCGAGUUAGCAGACAAUAUGAAAAAUACAGAAAUAAAUGAGGAGACACUCAAAGAAGAAUUUGACAAAUGGUGGAACAAAUAUGUAGACGAGAGAUGUUCGCAAUACGAAAGUUUAGACAUUAAAAGUACAAAUUUGAAAAAAGAGAUGGAGAACAUAUUACGUCAUGUGUAUGGCAUUAAUAUGACCAUUGAGAGAGAGGAAGCCAGUCAUAAAUUCCCGAAAAUGAAAAACAGCAUAAGUCGAUGUGAUAUUGCUGAAGAUUACCUUCGCGUCGUUUGCGAAAGCGAUGAGAAAUCCGAUUCUAAGCAAUUGGCAGUUAAUGUACUUAAUCUCUCAUUCGAAAAGAUUGACCGUUAUUUGGAAGCUCUAGUGGAUAAAGACUCUCGAUUUGAUGAUUUCCAUUUUAAUAUACUUCUUAAAUAUGUCAUUGAUGACGUAGAGAAACACAACAAAAUGCAUUACACAACUUUUGCAAUCACAGAAUCUUUCACAAAUAAGGUUAUUUGUCAUGUGACACAAUAUGUGUUUCCAAUUUUUUUGUCCUUAAACAUAGAGCAUGAGGAAAUGUAUGGCAUGCGAUCACAGUUAUCAAAGUGUAAAUUGAAUGCACUUAGAAUUUUCAAAUCACAAUUUCACCAAAUCGUCGAGAAACGAAACGAGGAAAAAAGACUAGAAAAAUCAGUUGAAGAGCUAAAACUGCAAUUAGAAAAGGCAAUUGACGAACAGACAAGACAGAAGCAGGAAGAAGAAAUGAAGCGAAGAAAAAAAGAAGAUGAGGAUAAGAGAAAAAGAGAGAAGGAAGAUCGUGCUUAUCUGAACAUUGAGAGUAGCACGGAUUGCAUAAUAAGUCAAUUGAAAGAAUACGCAAAUUACAGAUUUACAGAACAUCUUAGAUACAAAAUUAAAGAGGAAGUUAUCGAGCAAUUCAAAGGACAAAAACACCUAUUAAUGAAAUCUGUUUUAAUAGAUUUAGCAAAUGAAAAUUCCGGCAACAAAUACCCAAGCUACAUUUCAUCUCCAGAAACAUUUGUUUUAGAAUGGAUUACAAAUUACUCGAAACGAAUGUUUUUUGAAGACAACGAAGAUGAUAAAUCAAAAUAUGAGUUAUGUAGAGGAAACGUAGUUAUUCCAAUAGCGUCGAGCGCUUUGGGCUGUUUAUCACAGCUAAGACGUGACCAGAACGUUAAAAAUAUGAAGGAUUGGCUUGCGGGGUUUCGUGAAUUAUUGUCAGGGCAAGAUAUUAUUAUAUCCUCUGAAAGUUUAGAAGGUGCUGAAUAUGAAAUAGAAGAUUUUAACUUGUUAUGUAAUGUCCUGACAACCAAGAUGAAAGAUCUUCAAACAGAGAUGACCAACAACCAAGACCGUUCAAUUAAAUGGAAAGGAAAAACACCUUACGAAGAAAUAAUGGAACAUUUGUGGGGAUGCAAAGAAAACUGUCCCUGGUGCAAUGAACCUUGUAAAAGUUCUAUUCCGAACCACGCAGACAAACAAAAUUGUCAUGAGUGUAUACAACACCGACCGUGUUUAUCUGACAUCACUGUCUUUUUUGGUUUGGUCUUUUUUUCUUUCUGUAGUGCCACACUCUCUUCCGAUACUAACCACACUACAUCGCCUUUAUACUCUGCCUCGGCAAGAGAGACCGAGGAGAGUGCGCAGAGGUCAGAGGGUACUGACCCAGUGACAAGCGAUAAUGUGACCAGGGGUGAGGGGUCAAGUACAGAGCAGACUUCUGCUUUGAACACGUUUAUUGUUGGGUCGGACACUGGUCAGUCCAUAGAAGGGAAUCACACGGUAGUGGCCACGGCCAGAGGCGUGUUUGACCAUCAGGGAGGGGUGUUACAAUCGCCCGAGACAGGUGUUAGUAUAGUCAUUCCAAAAGGUGCAAUCCCAGACGGUGUAAAACAGGAAAUUUACUUCAAAGUCUGCAAGGAUAACAACAUUCUCCCACCAUUGGAUAAAGAUAAAUUUUUGUUUUUAGAAUUCAGUGUUCUAUAA
Molecule: messenger RNA, 4290 nt
Organism: Ostrea edulis (European flat oyster)
Lineage: Eukaryota; Metazoa; Mollusca; Bivalvia; Ostreida; Ostreidae
Product: interferon-induced very large GTPase 1-like
Exons: 4
Coding region: 1-4290 (1429 amino acids)
Molecular function (GO): GTP binding
Source: RefSeq, a predicted model, not a curated record